Molecule: messenger RNA, 1098 nt
Organism: Carica papaya (papaya)
Lineage: Eukaryota; Viridiplantae; Streptophyta; Magnoliopsida; Brassicales; Caricaceae
Product: Protein kinase superfamily protein
Biological process (GO): protein phosphorylation
Molecular function (GO): ATP binding; protein kinase activity
Source: RefSeq, a predicted model, not a curated record
UUCUCUGAUUCAUUGUCCAACUGUAAAGCAAUCCCACAUUGGAUACCAGACACAGAAAACACCCAACACCAGAAAAAGAAAAAGAACUCCAUAGCUAGACCUUCUCUUCUUCUGCAUAUCCAAUAAUCCCUGCACUAUUCCAACUUCCCACAAAAACCCACCAUGCCUUCAAGGCCUUUAUCUCCUUCUUCCACUCAACCACCCCCAGCUUUCAUCACCAAAACCAGACUCAUUUUCUUGAUCCUCACCAUCUCAUCCUCCCUUGUUAUUCUCUUCACCCUUCUCUUCCUUUACCAUCUGUGGCGCUCUUUAGUUAACUGCUCCAGAACCAUCCCUAUCGACUCCACUGCUCCUCUCAAGCUCCAGAGAUUCACCUACAAAGAGCUCAAGACUGCCACUGCUGAUUUCGACGACGCCAAUGUCAUCGGCAAAGGAGGUUCCGGUACUGUUUUCAGGGGAGUUGUCAAAGAUGGAAAGUUGUUUGCCGUCAAGAGACUUGACAGUUUCUCGUUGCAGACAGAGCGAGAGUUCCAUAACGAGUUGCAGAUUCUUGGUGGGUUAAGAUCGCCUUUCUUGGUUACGCUUUUGGGAUACUGUGUGGAAAAGAACAAACGAUUCUUGGUCUAUGAGUAUAUGCCAAACAAGAGCUUGCAGGAAUCACUUUUUGGAGAUUCCCAUUCAAGUGAUUUGUUGAGUUGGGAGAGAAGGUUUGACAUCAUUCUCGACGUUGCAAAAGCGCUCGAGUUCUUGCAUUUUGGAUGUGACCCACCUGUGAUUCAUGGAGAUAUUAAACCCAGUAAUAUUUUGCUUGAUACAGAUUUCAGAGCAAAGAUUUCAGACUUUGGUUUGUCAAGGAUUAAAGUGGAUGCAGAGUUUGGAGUGGAUUUGUUUAGUCAGGAUUUGGGAAGAAGUCAGGAGCUGUCUGGGAAUUUGGGCGGCGUAGAGACUCCUCGGGCGGUUGGUACUUCCAUGGAGACCACCACUGAGGUAGACUUUGCACUUGCUUUACAAGCUUCUUCUUCUUCCAAAAAUAGUAGGACAUGUUAUAAUGUUAGAGCUCUCAACAUGAACUCUGUAAAUUACAAUGCCAACAUGGUG